AUAAAAAGGUCGUAGAUGAUUCGCGGUACUUUACAUGGCGGUUGAAUGACUGGCCGGUUGGCAUAUAUAAACUGUGGCUGAAACACGGUGCAUCAGUGCGUUUCCCGCCAACACGGAGACACAAGGACUCGAAAAUGAGUUUUGUUAAAAGUUUCGCUGCGCUAGCAGCUUUUGCUGCCAUGAGUGCCUCCCUCCCCGUGGAAGAUGGCCCCAUCUUGGCCGAAGUGCCCGCCGAGGUCUUAUACACGGUUUCCGACCCGCCGCAGCAUCUGAGGUUGCCUUGCAGUAUCACUGGCCGCUCGCAAAACGUACUUUACACAUGGCAAAAGGACGGGAAACCAUUCGACUGGAGCAAACACGCCAAUAUCGUUAAGACAGACAAUGAAGGAACUAUAGUCUUCUUAAAACCGAAAGACGAUGAUGAAGGUCACUAUCAAUGCUUCGCUACCUCCGACGUUGGAGUCGCCAGCACAAGGAUCAUAAACGCCAAAAGAGCCUAUAUAAAAGUACCAAAAGUUACUGUUCAAAGACACAAACCGAUUGACGGUUCACCCGUUAAAUUAGACUGUCCGAUACCAGAUGCUUACCCUAACCCGACAAUUGAAUGGAGACUGCAAUUAGAAAGUGAUCCUAAAGUGUCUAACGAAGUAGCAAAUUCACGUUACACGGUGGCACCAGAUGGCGCAUUAUACAUUUCUAGUGUUGAAAAAUCGGAUACUUUCGAUAAUUUCAAAUACGUCUGUCUCGCAUCAUCUCCUGCUGUUGCCAAACCGGUCGUCCUUGCUGAACAUUAUAUUGAAGGUCUGGAUUCGAAUAAGGGACAUGAUUACACAGAAGUUGUACCACAAUAUUUGAACCAGAACCAAACUCUCAAAGUCGGCGAGCGUACUUACCUGUUUUGCAUUUUCGGCGGCAAUCCUCUAGCGCAUCCCGAUUGGUUCAAAGACGGUGAAGAUGUUAACAACUCGCCACAAGACCGUGUCACGCGGUACAACAAGAGUAAAGGCAAGAGGCUCCUCAUCAGAGAUGUCUGGCUCUCUGACCAGGGAAAGUACGUCUGCAAAGCAGAUAAUGAGAAGAGCACACCCAAAGAGCAUUCGUUCUACGUAACAGUUGUCAGUGCCCCAUCAUUCGAUAAGAAACCACCAACAUAUAUCGCGGCAAAGGAAGGUGAAGCAGUCACCAUACCUUGCUCUGUCCUUGCGGUUCCCACAGCAGAAAUAUCCUGGACAUAUAAUGGCCAUUCCCUUAACCGUAAUGGCGUCAACUUUAAUAAAUCUAAUGAAAAUAACCGUACGGUAACAGAUCUACACAUUGCCAGUGUCAAGAAAUCGGACGGAGGGUAUUACGGUUGCAAUGGUGUUAACCAACAUGGUGACGUAUACGCUGAAACUUUGUUACGCGUCGCUUAAAUUUCAAUAUAU
Messenger RNA from Papilio machaon (common yellow swallowtail), 1424 nucleotides. RefSeq names its product hemolin-like. Gene Ontology annotation, molecular function: cell-cell adhesion mediator activity. Gene Ontology annotation, biological process: dendrite self-avoidance; homophilic cell-cell adhesion; axon guidance. NCBI's taxonomy places the organism in Eukaryota, Metazoa, Arthropoda, Insecta, Lepidoptera, Papilionidae. The coding region runs from base 135 to 1412 and encodes 425 amino acids. The record is from RefSeq and is a predicted model, not a curated record. The transcript is spliced from 6 exons. Gene Ontology annotation, cellular component: plasma membrane; axon.